UCUCGCAAAAAGUUUUCUGCGUAGCAAAAUAGAAAAUUAAACUGUUUAAUUGUGAAUAAAAAUUUGCAUUCAGCUUUCGUUUUCUUCCAAGUUUUGGCAGGUAAAAGGGUUAAAAUUCUGAUAUUGUGGAUUGUUCAUUGUUUGUUCCCACGGGAGAAGAUUCUGUUCGUUCGUGAUUCCUGACUUCCUUCGUGCUGGGACUGAAUCUAGAACGAACCGAAAGCUCACGGUUCUCGGUGUCUGAGCUUCUUUCACUGGAACUAUAAUGUAUUAUCAGGAUAAUUACGAGCAACGCGGCGGGGGUCGUCGCGGGCAGCAGUCCUUCGCCAGUGUGGCGGGCGGCAACCAGGGACGUUAUCGAGACCGCAACCGGGACCAGGGUGAGGGUCGCUACAACCAGUACAACGAUGAUCACUACGGUGGCGAUGGAGGCGGCGGUCGAGGCGGCGGCGGCGGGCGUCGGCAGUAUCGCGAUAAUCAUCAGCAACACUGGGAGCGUGAACGCGAACCGCUGGAAAUCAAUGAAGAUUCGGACAUUCCGGACGAAGUACACCGCUUCUUGCAUGACUUAAAGGAAGCGGUUCGUAACCGAGAAACUUCCAAACUGCAGCAUCUCUACGAAGCCGAUUUUCGUGGACUAAGCGAGAUAUAUUACCAGACUCGCGCUUGGCCGCACCCGAAAGUCAUCGAAAGCAUUAUUGGCGAUUUGCCUGAGCGGAUAUUUAUUCUUCUCUACAAGGAACUGUAUUUCCGCCACAUUUAUGAAAGCUCGCGUGAAGGUCCAUCGAUUGAUCAGCGUUUCGAUUCUUACAGCAACUACUGGCAGAUUUUUGAUUUGAUCUUGAAUCGAGACGUGCCGCUUGAUGUUGGUCUGCCAAACGAAUGGGUGUGGGAUAUGAUCGAUGAAUUUAUGUACCAGUUUACGCAUUUCUCCACGUACCGAGCUAAAGCAGAUCGGAUAGGAGAAGAGGAACUCUUGAUGCUGAAAGACAAUCCCAUGAUUUGGAAUGUCAACAUUGUCAUGAAUAUUUGGCUAAAGCUGGUUGAGAAAAGUCGUAUACAAGAGCAGCUGGAAAUUUACAACGCUGGCGGGGACCCCACUUCCAAAUUUGAGAGCGGAAGUUUUGCCGAUCAUCCCAUGUAUAAAAUGCUCGGCUAUUACAGCUUGAUCAGCCUUAUGCGACUUCACUGUCUACUGGGCGAUUAUUAUUCGGCUUUGAAAGUUUUGGAAAACGUGGAACUUGGCAAAAAGCAUUUACUGCAAGCAUCUGGAUUGCAAGCUUGCUUGGUGGCCACCUACUAUCAUGUUGGAGUUUGUUACAUGAUGAUGCGACGCUAUCAGGAUGCCAUUCGCACAUUCUGCGACCUGCUCUUACAUCAGCAGCGUGCUACUACUCCCAUGAUGAACCGUGGAGCUGGCGGCGGCAGCUUGGGUUUGCCGUCCCAGUUUGCUGGUGGUCGGACUUAUCAAGUGGACACUUUGGGCAAAACGGUGGAUAAGAUGUACAAUUGCCUCGCGGUGUGCUUAGUCCUCCAUCCCAUGCAUAUUGACGAGUCGAUCAGCUCGUCUCUGCGCGACAAACUGGGAGACCGUUUAAAUAAAGUGCAGAAAGGAGCGGAUGAAGAUGAAUUUGAGAAGUUAUUAACUGCGGGUCUGCCAAAAUUUAUUACACCGGUUACUAAUUAUGACGAUAUCCAGCCGAACAGUCUGAAGGACUUCCAGAUGUAUCAGCUCAGCAUCCUGAAAAAGGAGUUCAGUGCGCAGACCAUGGUUGGCACUAUCCAGAGCUAUUUGAAGCUGUACACAUCGAUGCCGGUAACUAAACUAGCGCGAUUUGUGGAUUUAAAAGAGGAUGACCUGCUCCAGCACUUGUAUACGUACAAGCAUAAAAUGACGAACAUUGUGCACAAUCACGGCUCGCCUCUAAAUGGAGAACUGAAAUGUCGGCCCGAAUUGGAUUUUUACAUUGACAAAGAUAUGAUUUACAUUGCCGAUACGAAAGUGGCGCCACGCUACGGAGACUUCUUUGUACGGAAUAUCCAGAAAUUUGAAGAGCUCACGGAAACUCUAAAAAUGAUUAAAGUCGGCUCCAAAGAGGGAUGAUCUACUAGCGCGACUGGAAAUUCUUGUUUUUGACAUCAUUAUGCUUUGCUGAUGUUCUGUACUUCAUUGCUUAUUCACUUUUAUAACGAUUUGUAACUCGUGCAGAACUGAAUUUCGUUAGUUUUUAUUUAUGUGUAUUGCAGCGACAGAAAAAUAACAAGCCAAUCAAAGUCAUCUUUUGGAUUGGAUUUUCUUGAGCCAGCAUCGGAAGUGCAGACAAUUAAAAGUUGCAUGUUCAUCUG
Molecule: messenger RNA, 2346 nt
Organism: Paramacrobiotus metropolitanus
Lineage: Eukaryota; Metazoa; Tardigrada; Eutardigrada; Parachela; Macrobiotidae
Product: eukaryotic translation initiation factor 3 subunit L-like
Exons: 14
Coding region: 266-2104 (612 amino acids)
Biological process (GO): translational initiation
Cellular component (GO): cytoplasm; eukaryotic translation initiation factor 3 complex
Molecular function (GO): translation initiation factor activity; protein binding
Source: RefSeq, a predicted model, not a curated record